Messenger RNA from Aethina tumida (small hive beetle), 1135 nucleotides. RefSeq lists its product as uncharacterized. The transcript has 2 exons. The record is from RefSeq and is a predicted model, not a curated record. Bases 170 to 1090 code for a protein of 306 amino acids. NCBI's taxonomy places the organism in Eukaryota, Metazoa, Arthropoda, Insecta, Coleoptera, Nitidulidae. Gene Ontology annotation, molecular function: nucleic acid binding.
UAACUUUUUAUAAUACGGUAGUGAGAGUGAUAUAGUCUUUGCCUCAAAUGUUUUUGUGACUUCCAUACUUGUAGUUAUGUCGUAAAUAUAAUAUAUUAAUGUACAUAAUUCUUUAAUGAUGAACAAAGAACAUUCCAAUAGGAAAACGCACUAAAUUUUAAAAACAAACAUGAGCAAUUCAAUACUAAAAAAAAAUUGCAGAAUUCGAUUAAAGAUUAAAGACACGGGCGAGGUAUUUAUUGGGACCUUCUGUGGCGGUAGUGUAGGUGUAAUAGAAAUAAACAACGUAGUUGAUCAGAAGGGUAAACAAUUGCUGGGAGUUUAUUCAUUUAACUUGGAUGAAAUUGAAAAGUUACAGCAAAAUAUUUCACAAGAUCAAAAACGGGAUGAAACGUCGAAAGUUUCCGACGGACGUCUGUAUAGUUACAUGUUACCAAUGGAAGAAAUUGAGAGACUUCAAGAAGUUGCUGAGUGUGCACCAUUGAUAUCAUCAGAAGACAGCACAUAUCAAAAGGCUGUUGAUACACUAAAAAUGACUGAAACUAUUGGAUUGUCAGUUUUAGGACACAAUAACAUGGCACUGCUGAUUCUGGAAUUGGCUGAAAUAUUGCAGUCAAAAAUCCAUCAAAAAGUUGUUCAUGGAGAAGAACAUGCACAGUACCUAAAAAAAAUUAAUAUUGAAUUGAAUAAUGUUUAUGACACACAAAAAUGGGAAUUACUUAUUUAUAACAAAUUUUCUCAUCAGACUAUGCUUGUUGGUAGAUGUUUGGAUGAAGCAAUGCAAGAUGUUUUAAAAAUUCCUGAUUAUGUACUUUAUAAAGCAAUUGAAAAGAACUCAGAAAUGGAGAAGUGGUCUCAAAGACCAUUAAGUGAUUCUAGAAGAUUGUGUGCGGCACUACUUUGUGUCUUUUUAUGCCCAUUGAAAGAUGGGUUGGAAUUUGAAAAAUGUAAACCCGUAAUUGAUUCUACCUGUGAUAUUUACAAUUUUUAUAUUGAGCAAGAUAACAUCAAUUUUGAUUCAAUAAUUCGUAAUAACGAAUGUUGUGAGCAAGUGAUAAGGAUUAUAAAAAAAAAUAAUUUUAAGUUCUAAACUGUAAUUGUGUAAAAAAUAAUAAAGCUUUUUUUAAUGCCUAAA